AUGUUGCUUCGUCAAGAGAUUGCCUUUUUCGACGAUAAGAGGCAUUCCCCCGGGGCUCUUGUCAACUUUCUAUCCACAGAGGCAGCCGAUCUUGCAGGAAUUAGUGGCGGUACUUUCGGACUUAUUCUGAUUGCUGUCUCUUCGCUAGUAUCUGGCUUUCUCGUUGGCAUGGCAUUUGGCUGGAAGUUGGCGCUUGUAUGUUCAUCCGUGAUCCCCGUUCUUAUUGGGAGUGGCUUCAUUGGGGUAUGGGCAUUGGGCCAAUUUGAGGAGCUUAACGAAAAGCACACGAGAGUGUCUGCUAGCUAUGCUGGAGAGGCCAUCUCGGCAAUUCAAACGGUAGCUUCGCUUACCAUGGAGACUCAAAUUCUCGAAGCCUACGAAAGAAGCCUCAUCAUAUCCUUUAGAGAAGGUCUCAAAGCCAACUUAAAGGCGUGUUCAGUGCUUGCUUUGGCCCGUGCCGGUGUCUACGCUUGCAUGGCUCUGGGCUUCUGGUACGGAGGAACCCUCAUUCGCGGUGGCGAAUACUCGCUACUUCAAUUCGUCAUCGUAUACUCUUCCAUCAUAACUAGUGCAUACUCGGCGGGCCUAGUGUUCUCCUUCACGCCCAAUAUUGGAAAGGCAAAACGGUCCGCGGCCGGCCUUCAGAAACUCUUGGGGCGGAAGUCGCGAAUUGACCCAGAGUCCUCUGGCGGCAAGAAACCCCAGCAUCCUCGUGGGCACAUCGAAUUCAGGGAUGUAAGUUUUGCAUAUUCCACACGACCGCAACAUCAAGCCCUUGAUCAAGUCUCUUUUAAUAUCGUGGCCGGUUCCAGUGUGGCUUUCGUGGGCCGCACCGGGAGCGGGAAAAGCACGAUCGUAUCUCUGCUCCAACGAUUCUACGAUCCUUGUGUGACGGAACCAUCGUCCUUGACGGAGAAUCCAUCAAGUCACUUAAUAUCUCAGGGUACCGCAGUCCGAAUCUCUUAUCCGAGACGCGCUGGAAAUGGCUACCAGUGGCCGCACGACCAUCAUAAUUGCUCACCACGUAAUCACGGUCAGGUAUGCUGA
Messenger RNA from Penicillium malachiteum, 1047 nucleotides. RefSeq names its product multidrug resistance protein 2. Gene Ontology annotation, molecular function: ATP binding; ATP hydrolysis activity; ABC-type transporter activity. Lineage: Eukaryota; Fungi; Ascomycota; Eurotiomycetes; Eurotiales; Aspergillaceae. Gene Ontology annotation, biological process: transmembrane transport. The record is from RefSeq and is a predicted model, not a curated record. Gene Ontology annotation, cellular component: membrane. The coding region runs from base 1 to 1047 and encodes 348 amino acids. The transcript has 2 exons.